AUAUAUAUAUAUGCACCAUCAUCGCUAGGGUUAACAGCUUUCAGGAUUUAAGCUCGGCGGCUGCUGCUUCCUCCAGAUCUCUCAGAACCUUCCUUUAAGUUGAAACAGCCUCUCUCAGACAACAUGGGGAAGACACGUGGAAUGGGAGCUGGACGCAAGCUGAGGACCCACCGAAGGAGGCAGAGGUGGGCUGAUAAGGCAUACAAGAAAUCCAACCUUGGAAAUGAAUGGAAGAAGCCAUUUGCUGGUUCUUCCCAUGCCAAAGGCAUUGUCCUUGAGAAGAUAGGCAUUGAGGCUAAGCAACCAAACUCUGCUAUCAGAAAGUGUGCUAGAGUUCAAUUGAUCAAGAAUGGAAAGAAGAUUGCUGCAUUCGUUCCAAAUGAUGGUUGCUUAAACUACAUUGAAGAGAAUGAUGAGGUGUUGAUUGCUGGAUUUGGACGAAAGGGUCAUGCCGUCGGUGAUAUUCCUGGUGUUAGAUUCAAGGUCGUGAAGGUUUCUGGUGUGUCACUCUUAGCACUCUUCAAAGAGAAGAAGGAGAAGCCUAGAUCAUAAGUUUGCCAGGGGAAGGAUGUCUCUUAUGGCCUUUUUAUACUUCUACUUAAAACUGAGCAUUUUUUUGCUUGGUAGCUUUUUUGGACAACAUUUGGUUAUCUUCGGGUUGUUGCAUUGAAUUUGUGGUGUCAUCCUGAUCAAAACUGUUCUCUCUUUGUUUC
Durio zibethinus is the source of this 713-nucleotide messenger RNA. RefSeq names its product small ribosomal subunit protein uS12. Gene Ontology annotation, cellular component: ribosome; small ribosomal subunit. The record is from RefSeq and is a predicted model, not a curated record. Gene Ontology annotation, molecular function: structural constituent of ribosome. Gene Ontology annotation, biological process: translation. Lineage: Eukaryota; Viridiplantae; Streptophyta; Magnoliopsida; Malvales; Malvaceae.